AUGCCGGACCCAAUAAUGUCAACACAUGUUGUGUACCCGUCGGGCAGCCAUUCAUCUGCUGGCAAUACCGACCACAUAAAUGGCCAGCUCACAAAUCCUCUUGCAGGCUUGACACUUACAGCUGAUCCUGAUCUCGAAAACACGCGAAUAAAUGACUUACCAGAAGCUAUUGCGGAGGGAGAUGAAGAAACUGCUAGCGAACCGACUGAGCCGCUGACUCCAACGAGUGAUUCACACCCCACCGCUCCAUUCAAUGAUUCUCCGCAUUUUGAAGCUGUUUCCAAGCCAAUAAUAACUAACACUGAUGCUACCCCCCCAACGACACCCGUAACCUCUUCCCGUCCCACAACUGCUACUUCCACAACAGCCUCCACAACUCCCCGAUCAUCGCAGCUAAGAUCUGCAUCCAUUUCCUUUAGAUCGCUUUUUCGACGAAAAGCCAGCCUCAAUAACGGUUUAGAUGGCACCGCUACUGCGCAAACUGCAUAUCAUAGCCCGCCUAUUGCAAACCAACCCAAGAAUGUCUCGGUAGACACCAUAAUUCGCAAUGAAUCAUUAUCUCCUUCUCACAUUUCGCCAUCUUCAUCGCAUUCAGGUUCACCUCCAUCCCCGUCCUCUCCGUCAAGUACAUUCCUGCCUCCUGCGGUGGCUAUGUUGGGCAUAUCUACGCAAUCAGAGUCAAUUUUCAUGCAAAAGAAACCCAUUCGCUCCUCAACGGGACUGAGCUUAAAGGAUCGAGGCAAAAUAAUGUUUGGAUCAACCCCUAGACCUCCAAGGGAAGAGUCAAGAAUACGAUCUCCUAGUUUAGGUGAUGUGCAGAAUCAACCUGAGCGUCCUGGAUUCUCAAUACCAGCCGUGGCAGGUGUGGGGUUGAAAUCUCGUCGGAUGAGUGCUAGUCUUCCUGAUGACUUUUACGUCGAUACCUGCGAAUUAAAUGACGAAUAUGUGAGUGCUAGCAGGGUUCCAGGCAAGAGGGGAAAGGAAAUUGGCAAAGGUGCAACUGCGACGGUCAAAGUGAUGUGUCGGAAAGGCGGGAAAAGGGUUGAGCAAUAUGCGGUUAAGGAGUUCCGGAAACGUGGGCAAUACGAGGAUGAGGAGGAAUAUAUCAAGAAGGUCAAAUCUGAAUUCUCAAUUGCUAAAAGCCUGAAUCACCCUAAUAUUGUCAAGACCUUUCGACUUUGUACGCAUAAUGGCCGAUGGAACCAUGUGAUGGAGAUGUGCUCGCACGGAGAGCUGUUCUCACUCGUCCAGAAGGAUUACCUCGAACCAGUCGAUAAUCUCUGCUUCUUUAAACAAACGGUCCGUGGCGUGGCGUAUCUACAUGACAAUGGGAUUGCACAUCGCGACAUCAAGUUGGAGAAUCUGCUACUUUCCGAUGAGGGUCAUGUUAAGAUUACCGACUUUGGCGUUUCGGAGGUCUUCAGUGGAAUCCAUCCGGGACUGCGUGCUUCGGGGGGCAUGUGCGGUAAGGAGAUGAAGGAGGUCACUUUGUGUUCUCCCGGUAUCUGUGGCAGUUUACCCUACAUUGCACCGGAAGUGCUGGAAAAGAAAGGCAACUAUGAUCCUCGUCCUCUGGAUAUCUGGUCGUGUGCCAUAGUCUUACUCAGUCUUACCUGCCGCGGCAACCCCUGGCCAGCAGCAGAACCCAAAUACGAAAAUUACGCAAAAUUCAUCGAAGGCUGGAACAAAUUCCUAGCAAACAACCCAGACCGUGUUGUUACAGAAACCAACUAUCCCAAAUGCGGUCCCAUUUUCAGAUACAAGAUCAAGCACGCCGGGAUCAUGCGCAUGUUGCUCAAAAUGCUCCAUCCAAACCCCGAUAGACGCUCCACAGCCCACGAGGUGAUGCAGGACCGUUUCUUUAAGUCUAUUGAAUGCUGUGCGCCGGAACCCAUCGACCCGGCUAAGGCUGUGACGUCAAUCGAUGCGGCGAGCAGUGGGUGUCAUAAGGCUGCUAGUCGCAUGUUUGUGCAAAAGAAUCAUCACCAUUUCCCGAGGGCGAAGAAGAUCAUUCUGCAACAUCGGUUUGAUAUGGGUGAUGGUUAUCAGUAG
This is a messenger RNA of Paracoccidioides brasiliensis Pb18, 2052 nucleotides long. Its product is annotated as HAL protein kinase. The record is from RefSeq and is a predicted model, not a curated record. Gene Ontology annotation, biological process: protein phosphorylation; intracellular monoatomic cation homeostasis; intracellular signal transduction. Gene Ontology annotation, molecular function: protein serine/threonine kinase activity; ATP binding. The transcript has 2 exons. The coding region runs from base 1 to 2052 and encodes 683 amino acids.